CUGUCAGGCAGCAGGGCGGUAUCAGGCGGUUCUCUUCCGGCAGAGGCUUGACUCAGCGCGUCCCUCCUCCGACUGCCCACGUACCAGAGCGACUCUCGCGAGACUCAGGUGCUCGCUGCGGGAAGAGACCGAGGGGGAAGCUGCGGAUACCGGACCUCAGGCCCGAGAGAUUGGACACUGAGCCCAUCGGCUGUGCCUCUCUCUCUGUGCGCACAUGGACCGCUGCGCCCUACGCCGUCUGCCUGCAGCCCUCACCUUCGGGCUGAUGUUAGUUACCUUCGGCCUUCUCCCGGGACCGGCCGACGCCGCUCAGAACGCUGGGUUUGUCAAGUCGCCAAUGUCAGAAACUAAACUAACAGGGGAUGCCUUUGAACUGUACUGUGAUGUGGCUGGGAUCCCCACACCAGAGAUCCAAUGGUGGUAUGCUGAAGUCAACCGGGUUGAGUCUUUCAAACAGCUGUGGAAUGGUGCAAGGAAGCACCGGGUCACCAUUAACACAGCCACAGGCACAAAUUGUGUGAGUGUGCUGAGAAUAACUCGUCUGACACUGGAAGAUUCUGGCACAUAUGAGUGCCGGGCAAGCAACGACCCCCGAAGAAAUGACCUGAGACAAAACCCAGCCAUAACAUGGAUCCGAGCCCAGGCCACCGUAAGCGUCCUACAGAAGCCAAAAAUUAAUGCCAGCGAGGAAGUAACUAUUAAGAAAGACAUUGGCCCCAUUUUGUUGCAGUGCAACCUCACCCAGAAUGGCCUAGGCUCAGUUCAAAGCACCUACUGGACCAAGAAUGGUGUGGAGAUUUCUAGCACUCUGUCAGAAUCUCCAAGCGGUACUUCCAUGGAAUACAGGCUCCAAAAACCAAAAGCUGAUGAUUCUGGAGAAUAUCAGUGUGUAUUUACCUUCACUAGUUCUCCACCUGUCAAUGCUACUAUUGAAGUGAAAGCUACUCCAGAAAUCACUGGACACAAAAAGAGUGAAAACAAGAAUGAGGGACAAGAGGCAAUUCUGUAUUGUAAAUGUGUAGGAUAUCCUCACCCGGAAUGGACUUGGUAUAAGCUGGUUGAGGAUGUGCUAGUUGAACCAAAUAAUGAAAGUGGACGUAUCUUUAUCACCAACAAAGAUAACUAUACAGAAUUAAAAAUAAUUAGCUUGGACAUCGCCAAAGACCCUGGAGUUUACCAGUGUAAUGCUACCAAUUCUGUCGGAUCUGUAAACAGCAACAUCAUCUUACGCGUGCGCAGUCACUUGGCUCCAGUGUGGCCCUUCCUUGGCAUUGUGGCAGAGAUAAUCAUCUUAGCAGUCAUUAUUGUGGUGUAUGAAAAGCGCAAAAGACCAGAUGAAGUGCCAGACGACGACGAACCAGCUGGACCUAUGAAGAGUAAUGCAACAAACAAUCACAAAGAUAAGAACCUGAGGCAAAGGAACACAAGUUAAAUGAAUAUGAGAUUUGCGGCUUUGACCGGACAACAAAUCAUCCUUCUAAGGAGCUGACAUUGCUAUGAAGUCGAUCUUCCGGCGAUCUUCAGACUUCAAAAUUCCUUUUAUGUGUGUGUUUUUUUUUUUUUUUUUUUCUUCUUCUUCUUUCAUGUGACUGAGGGUACAAAAUUAUUUUUUUAAAGCAUGCCUUAUAUAGCCUCCAUGGAGACUAAGGACUGAUUGGGUAUUAAGGAUCUUCAAAAAUAGAGUGCAUAUGCAGCUUUGUGUGCUGUGGCUUUUUUUUUUUUUUUAAAUCACUUGAGAUAUAUAUAUAUAUAUAUAUAUAUAUAUAUAUAUAUAUAUAUAUAUAUAUAUAUAUAUAUAAUGUAAGCCUUCCAAAUGGAUGCAGGUUUAUUUUAUAUGUUCUUGCCCCCUUUUUUUUUGUAUAUUUGGCAUGUAUUUUAAAUUAUCUGUUAAGUUGAGCAGGUUGCAUUCAUUGUAAUGAAAAUAUUUUAUUUUUUAAAGUAUUGGAUGGCUUGUGAAUGUUGUAGCUGACAUUCGACCAACAAUUGUGCAAGAAAGUUUCCUCAAAUGGAAACAAGCACAAGGUGUUGCUUAAAGUGCUCAUUUUGUAAGGUAUAAGAUAUGUUGUGUCCUGGAACCUAAUGUUUAACACAACAAUUCUUGAUUUGUUUCUAAAUAUACAAUAUACACCUGUGUUCACUGUGUUUUUGUACUGGAAUAUCAUGCUUUCCUUUAUUAAAUGUCCAGUACUUUGUACUGAAGGAGGUUUAAAAGAAAGGUUCUCCUAGGGCAUGUUUUUGCUGUGUCAUUACAAAGUAUUGCUAUGGCAUUUUUCUCUGAGACGCAAAAAAUCUGAUAUUUUAAGCAUCCAUUUAAGGAAGUCCAUUAGGUCUAGUGUAAUUGGGGGGACAAACUUAUUGGAUUUGUUAGUGCAAAUGCCCAGCUACUGUUUUUAGACUAAAUAUAAACAUAUAGGUGGGAUGCUUUCUAAGUGAACAAUGGUUCAAUCAUGUAUAUUCUUAAAUCCUUUUGCACUGUUAUGUCAACAUGUACAUUCAUGCCGGCAGACUUUUUAUAAGUUAUAUAUUUAUAAAUAUUUUUUUUCCUGGAUGGGGGUUUGUGUUUAAUUUUAAUUUUGGUUAAUUUGAAAGAUUUUACAUUUUGUUCUUUAAAGCAUGGUUCUAUUCUAUGCAACUAGAUGUAAAUGUGUCAGUAUAUCAAAAAUGUAAUAUCUUUUACUGGGCAGAGGGUGGGGGAAUGUUCAUAGUUGCAUGAGUCCAUGGAUUGUGCAAUUGAAGUGUAAUACUAUGUGUGGCAAAUACACUUGUUGAUAAAAUAUAAACAGACUAAAACAAGAAUA
Molecule: messenger RNA, 2798 nt
Organism: Hyla sarda
Lineage: Eukaryota; Metazoa; Chordata; Amphibia; Anura; Hylidae
Gene: NPTN
Product: neuroplastin
Exons: 9
Coding region: 215-1432 (405 amino acids)
Biological process (GO): homophilic cell-cell adhesion; dendrite self-avoidance; axon guidance
Cellular component (GO): plasma membrane; axon
Molecular function (GO): cell-cell adhesion mediator activity
Source: RefSeq, a predicted model, not a curated record